Messenger RNA from Ruditapes philippinarum (Manila clam), 3150 nucleotides. RefSeq names its product QRFP-like peptide receptor. The coding region runs from base 361 to 1911 and encodes 516 amino acids. NCBI's taxonomy places the organism in Eukaryota, Metazoa, Mollusca, Bivalvia, Venerida, Veneridae. Gene Ontology annotation, cellular component: membrane. Gene Ontology annotation, molecular function: neuropeptide Y receptor activity. The record is from RefSeq and is a predicted model, not a curated record. Gene Ontology annotation, biological process: G protein-coupled receptor signaling pathway. The transcript has 6 exons.
GCCGUAACUAAACAGGUUCAUGAGAGAUGACUUUAUUAUAUCGGAAAUAGCUCUAUCUCGAGUAUUAGCUGUCUUCAUAGCUGUUGCUUUCUGACAGAACUAACGUGAUAUAAGCAAAUGUAUACAGAUCAAACAAAUAAAUUUGUUAAAGAAACAGAUGUGAAUAUUUAAAGAAGAAAAAAAAACGACAGUGCAAUUUUUCUUGAAUUUUUUUAAAAUACUAUUUUGAUAAAAGUUGUGUAACGUUUGUUGCGAAGAAAUAUUGGAAUAGACAAAAUUUAGUGGUUUUUAAAAUCUUUUUGGAGUUUUUCAUACUUAGGAUUUUUGAGUGAACAGAAAAUAACAACACGACUUUAAUGCAUGACGGCUACAAUGGCGGCAGAGCCGAUGUACACGUUUGAUGAAACAUACUACGAAUUAUCUUCUUUGGAUUACGGAAAUGAAACUUUUGAUUACAAAAAUAUACCGUACUUUGGGGAGAUCAAAAAGGUCCCUUUGUACGAGGUGAUUUUGAAGUCCUACCUCUAUGCGAUGAUUAUUUUCUUCUCCUUGAUUGGCAACACCUUGAUCAUACUUGUCGUGCUCCGUCACAGACAAAUGAGGACCACGACAAACUUUUACAUCGUCAAUCUAGCUGUUGCUGAUAUUUUAGUAACAGUGUUUUGUACUUGGGUCCAUCUUGUGAACAACCUCAACAACAACAACUGGGUGCUUGGCGGAUUCUUCUGCAAAUUCAACACAUUCUCUCAAGUUUUGUGCCUUAUAGCUAGUGUGCUAUCCCUGACCUUGAUUGCCUAUGACAGAUUCUUCGGAAUAGUUUUUGCCUUAAAAGCUCAUAUGUCGAGAAGAAAAGCUCGAUUCUCAAUAGCUGGUAUUUGGGUUUGCUCAUUUGCAAUUGCUGCACCUUUGUUAUGGUUUAGAGAGCUUAAAGAACGCCAAUGGCAGGAUCAUACCGAACGAUGGUGCGACGAUUCAUGGCCGGUGAAAACUAAAUUGAUUCCGGGCACAAACUACACAGUUGAAUACAUGCCUGCUCGAACAAUCUACUUCACGUUUGUUUCAGCAGUGAUGUACUUUUUUCCAAUGUGUGUAAUGGCGUUGGCUUACUCCAUUAUAAUCCGAAAACUUAAAGCCAAUAAGAUUCCUGGAGAGAGAGUAGAUGCCGGGCAUGCAGCACAGCAAAAGAACAAACGAAAGGUGAUAGCAAUGUUGGUGACAAUAAUGGCAGUGUUUGGCGUGUGUUGGCUCCCAUAUCAGAUAGUUCUCCUCUACAGUGAGCUCAGAGAAACACGGGACAGACUAGAAGAAUGGUACUUUACAAUGCAAUUUCUGGCUGGAUGUUUUGCUUAUUCCAACAGUGCUGUAAACCCGCUGAUUUAUGCUGGUUUUAACAAGAAUUUCAAGGAAGCAAUAUUGAGUUUGAGGUCUGGCAUGGAGGUCUAUGAUUAUUCACGUCGUCGUAGUUCUGCACAUUCCGCCGCUUAUUUGAGGAGAGCCUCAAAAGAUGCCGCCGCUCAUAAGCUGACGAACAAAAUUUCAACGCAGUCAAAAUCGACCACUUGUAGCAGCAACACGGCUUCUCCUAUCAUAACAUUAGAAGGCCGUUCCACGGAUGCUUCCGUUCCUCUGAUUUCGCGAUUAAGUUCUACCCCUACGCCGCCAUUAUUGCCAUCAGAUCAAAUGAUUACACAAAUAAAGAAAUAUAGACUUGAAGCUGAGAAAUACUCUCAACAAGGAAAUAAAUUGUCGCCUAUCAGCAGCUUGAUGAGGUCAUAUACAGAACGACGUGAUAAAUAUGACGACAGCGAUGACACGGAAAGUGAUACCCCAAAGCUUCGGAGGCAUUCUUACGACUCCCGGUGUCCAAAAAGGCCUCUUCCAGACUGUUCUGAUAGAAUAUUUGGAGAGUAAACAUCUGUAAAUGUAAAAUGUGAAACGGGUAUGUGGAUAAACUCAAUGUUUGCAGUGAAUACACACACAUACUUUAGACAACAAAUAAUACACAACAUUCCAUUGCAUGGUGUUGAGCUAAAACAGUAUUGAAUGAAUGAGGACGGUUAAAAGUUAUACAUGUUUGGAUAAGUAUUCUUGUGUAAAUAGUAAGUUGGGUGUGAUUCAAGAAAGAAUAUGUAUUUCACGCACUGGGCAUUUUGUUUCCAUCUUUUUGUAGAAAAUUAAAAAAUAUAUAUAUUAAAAUGAACAAUGUAUAGUGUUUUUCCGUACAACUGAUGGGUAUAAUUAAACUGGAUCAUAUCAUAUAGUGUAAAUAUGUAAGUAAAAAUGUUUGGAAGGAACUCCACUGAGGUCGAAAAGCCUAAAAAUGCAUGUAUAUAAUUUAAAUUUCUUACAUUGUUUAAUUGAGACAAUUGAAACUGAUAGAUGUUCAAAGUCUUAUUGAAAAAAAAUCGUAUUAUUGGGCUAUUCUUAGCUUAAUUUGCAACGCUUUUCAAUUUGUGUCAUUUUUCACACAAUUAGAUUAAUUAUCUUUUGUAUUCUGGAAAAACGGAGUGAAGAAAUGAUUUGAAAUUUUGCACACAAGUUAUUGAUCUAGACCUACAUCAAAUGGAACAUUAAUCUCGAAAAAAAAAGUCCAGUCCAGUCAUGUAAAGAAACACCCUCAGUGGAGUCCCUUUCAGGAAAUAACUAUUAUAUAUAGUGUUUAUUUUAUAUGUGUAUAAUGAAUGACAAUAUUACAAUUAUUGUGUAUAUCUGUAAGUAAACAUUGUUCGUAUGAUUAAGUAAAAUAACUGGACCAUGUAUUAUGAACGUGUUGAUCAUUUGGGUUAAAAUAAUUGUUAUUAUUGUUAAAUGAAAUAACAAGACCACAUUUUAAAAUUUGUAUCAUUAAGUAAGAAAGGAAUGAUAUACUGAAAUGAAGAAUAGGGGAGAAAGAUCAGAUUAUGAUCUGUACAUGUAUAUAUUUUUAUAAGAUGAAUAUGAGAUGAAAUAAAAUAACUGGGCCAGACUUUUGAAUGUGUGUUCUUUGCUUUUUAAAAAUGAAUAAUGUCAUGAAAUGACUUAACGGUGUGAAGUAUAUUUUGUAUCUGUUAUAUGCUAUGUGUUGCCAUAUAUUAUUUGUAAAUAGAAAGGUGUUCUAAUGAUGCUAAAUGUUUUCUUUGAAAAUAGAAAGGUAUUCGAAUAAUCAUAUAC